Toxotes jaculatrix (banded archerfish) is the source of this 2964-nucleotide messenger RNA. RefSeq names its product dual specificity phosphatase 22a (gene dusp22a). Gene Ontology annotation, biological process: transforming growth factor beta receptor signaling pathway; regulation of cell population proliferation; positive regulation of JNK cascade. Gene Ontology annotation, cellular component: cytosol. The transcript is spliced from 7 exons. The record is from RefSeq and is a predicted model, not a curated record. The coding region runs from base 241 to 867 and encodes 208 amino acids. Lineage: Eukaryota; Metazoa; Chordata; Actinopteri; Toxotidae. Gene Ontology annotation, molecular function: protein tyrosine/serine/threonine phosphatase activity.
GGAAGAGGACGCAGCGUGUCGGAACUGUAGUGGGUGCUGAAUCAAUAACAUUAGUGUUUUAGGCAUGGUGGUGGAGCUUAAUAAUGUUGUUGACUAGCAGACAAACAUAGCGACUGAAGCGAAGGUUUGCCACUGUCUAAUGAGUUUGAAGUCGGUCACUACAGCCUCGCGUUUUGGAUUCAGAUUCCAUGCAAACACAUUAAAGUAGUGCAGCUCAUCGUACGCUGGUCCAGAGUCAUCAUGGGGAAUGGAAUGAAUAAGGUCGUCGAUGGGCUCUACCUUGGGAAUAUAAGAGAUGCAGAAAACAGAGAAAGUCUCUCCAAGAAUGGCAUCACCCACAUCCUGUCUGUGUACAACAAUGCUAAGCCUGUUUUUGAGGACAUGACAUACCUCUGUAUUCAUGCAGCUGAUGCUUCUAGCCAGAACCUACUACAGCAUUUUAAAGAGUGCAUCAGCUUCAUCCAUGAGUGUCGCCUGAAUGGUGGAUCUUGUCUUGUUCACUGUCUUGCAGGUGUGUCCCGCAGCACUACCAUGGUGGUGGCCUACCUGAUGACUGUCACACACUACAGCUGGGAGGAGUGUCUGUCCGCCGUCAAGGCUGUUCGCUCUUUUGUCGGCCCCAACUAUGGCUUUCAGCAGCAGCUGCAGGAGUACCAGACGACACAAGUCUCAGAGUACCGAACCUGGUUACACUCCAGUUUCCGUCCCAGUCCAUUCAAUGACCAGGAGCAGGUGGGAGCCCUGCUCAGCCAGUACACAGAGCAACAGGCGAGCCAGAGGAGAGGAGCAGACCAGCGCUGGAUAAAUCAGGGUGUAGGUGUCUGUGCUCUGCCCUCCGAUCCUGAUGAUCCUGAAGGCAGCAGCUGAAACAUGGGCCUCUGGCCAUGCCAAAGUCCGUCCCAGUUCUGUCUUGAAAUGGCAGUAGCUUUUAUUCUGUACUCAAUUCCAAAUCAACCCUUAAAUUAUAUCCAACUUUAACUUUUGUAUAACACUGAAAGCAUAGGUUGAAACAAAUGCCCCCUUAUAAGCCUUUUUUUGUUUUUAAAUUUUCUUUAUUUCCAUGUGUCAUAGUCAUUUCUAAGCAAUUAAGGUUGAUUUAGAAUUGGUCUACAGACUCUUGUACACUAUCAGUACCCCCCAAGCUCCACAGUACAGCCACAACAGAGGUAUCGGUGCUCACAGAUGCCUUACUCUAAACACCUCUGCACCUUAGCCAUGAUGAAUACACUAUACUUCCAUGUGGUCACUUUACAUCUGCAAUGUUCGGCUUGGUAGCCUUAAAGAUGUGACUUUUAUUAAUGCUGUCUUAAAGGAACAUUUUGCCUUUAAUUAUGUGGAUGACCAGUAUGUGCUGGUGGAUGAAAUCCACCUAUUUGACAAAAAUUAUUCUGACCACUUAUUCUAACAUGUACCAGUUUGUAGUCCUGUCUGGGUUCUGAAUGGUAAACUCUUUAAUAAACUCUGCAGCUUGGGAAGUUAGCAUGCUUGCCAGGCUAACAGCAUAAAAUUCAUGCAUAUAAAAAUCAUGUACAUCCUAUUGAAAGCAAACGCUACUGCUUGUCAAAUGUUUAGACACAAUUGACACUAGAGCUGUGUCGAAAAAAACGAUUCUCCUAUUCUGAAUCGAUUCUCAUUUAAUUUUCUAAAGAUCGAUUCGUACGUGUUUGCUUAUGAAUACGCGUCAUCGAAUUCACGCAUGCGUGCGUGGUGUGAAGCUACCAAACAAUGAACAUGGCGUCCGACGUAAUUUAGUAAUGCCCAAGUUUGCACUUUUUUAUUUUUAAAGUUAACUAAGCAUUGCUUACUGUCUGACGAUGUUCGCUGUUUGGCAGCGUCACACUAUGCGCAUAUGUGUGAAUUCGAUGACGGGAAUUCGCACCUUGCACAACAUGGCGACCACUAACGUUGGAGCUUGAGUGUGUGGGCCAGUACUUCCCGUCAAAACUUCUGGUGACAUUUUUUCUCUAACGUCAGCGGUCGCCAUAAUGUGCAAGGAGCGAAAUCGUACGCAAGCACGUACGAAUCUAUCUUAAAAUAAAAUGAGAAUCGAUUCAGAAUAGGAGAAUCACGUGUACACUGCAUGUACCGCUGAAAUACACAAUAACUAAAUACUGGUCAUGGUGUCGUUGGCAGAUCGCUCAUCGCAGAUCGUUCGCUAGCCACUUACACAUGUUAAAACACCGGUAAAUAUAUUACUGUUGCACAUCACUGCCACAUUGUGAACAGCAUCUGUUUACACCCAGUUGGAUACUGUUCUUUCUUUCCAGUUGGUACUUUACUUUUUCAUUUGGUUCAGUCUUUUUUAAAAAUUUUCGAGCCUUGUAUACACUAUUUGUACCAAUGUCUGCUACAGAGUCUGGCACAAACAAUGCCACAGUGGAAUAUAGUGACCUGUUGGAUAGCUGGGAAGAAAAACCUGUGAGAUGGCUCUGUCCCAGCCAACAAAACUGUUGCUGAUUUAUUUCUUACCAGGCAAAGAGGUCAGAAGACAAAAAACAAAACCCUUUGUUGUCUCUCCACCAUCAACUGAUAUUAUAUAAGCCAGGGGUGACAUUUGCUAGUAAACUAUGCUACUUCAGUCGGCUACAGAGUUGUAGAGAACAUUGGUUCAUAUCAUGUCCAUUUAAAAACAUGCACCUAGGAGUAUCAAAAUUGGCUAAAGGUUCCUUUAAUUAACAUGACAUAACAGGUUAAACUGGGGAGCUACAUCAAGUAUGAUGAGCUGAGUAAAUCUGUAGCUACACAUGAAGGAUCUCUGCAAGUCUUCCUUAUUAUACCGAAGCUCUGAUUUAUCAUUUUAUUGUGACAAAAUUGAUUGAGGGAAUCUGUGUUUUAAAUUUCUGGGUAACUUUUAUUUUUUUUAAAUUGUAUAUUUAUGGAGGGGUUUUUUGUUUGUUUUGUUUUUAUAAUAAAAUGCAGCGAUUGACAAAAUAUUUGGAAAUGCUAAUAAAUCUGUAAGAUCAA